AUGGCAGGGCUACGGAUGCUCGUCGCUGCAGGCCUGGCAGGCCUUGUGCCUAUCUCAUGGGCACAGCAGUUUGCCGACACCGGGAUGUUUGCAGCAUAUACAGGGUUGAGCAACGAGUGUCAAGGGGCUCUGGCAGCCAAUGUGAUUCCUACUGCCACCAGCGAUCCGGGGUAUAUCUAUAUUCCGACAUACUACCCGACUGCGCCCGGCACGCUAGCGAACUGUACCGCGUACCGCAACUACACGGACACAACGAACAUUAUGUUCAACGUGACGGACAAGAUGAUGAUAAUGCUUAACUCCUGCUUAUAUCUCUCGCGUUCCUACGAAGUCUCUAUGGACCAGCUGAAGGAGUGGAAUCCGAUUCUUUCAGGCAAUGUGAGCACCUGCGCCUUGCAACCCGGCUAUAGCUACUGCAUGUUGGGGAGCGAGGAUUCCAUAAUCCCAGACGAAAGCGCGGGCAGCUUUUGUCUAUCCAUCAACGCUACGGAGCCCACUACUGUGUCAAACUGUAACUGCUUUACCCAGGUUUCUGGCUACAUGAAUAAUGGUGAUUAUACUUGUUCGGAUAUUAAAGACGACUUCGAACUCACAGUAGCCGAUUUGGUUGCAUGGAAUCCUUGGCUUGCUGGUGAUUGCGAUACAAAGCUUUAUCUAAAUAUCACUGGGAAUGAUAAGCGCGCAUUGUGUAUCGGGGUUGACACCAAUACAAAGACAACUACCUCGAGCACCUCACCAGCUCCAACCCCAGCCGACACUGUUGUCUCAAGAGAUGACUGUGACGAGUAUCAUACCGUUGCUCAUGGUGAUUCGUGCGCCAGCAUCGAGAGCUUGUAUGAUAUUACGUUUGCAGAGCUGUACAAAUGGAACCCAGCUAUUGGGUGGGUGUUUCUUCCAAGGCCUUGA
Penicillium verhagenii is the source of this 906-nucleotide messenger RNA. RefSeq names its product LysM peptidoglycan-binding domain-containing protein. Bases 1 to 906 code for a protein of 301 amino acids. NCBI's taxonomy places the organism in Eukaryota, Fungi, Ascomycota, Eurotiomycetes, Eurotiales, Aspergillaceae. The transcript is spliced from 4 exons. The record is from RefSeq and is a predicted model, not a curated record.